AUGGGAAAUACAUCUAGUAUCCACGCCGGAAGAGAAUGUCUGGUCUCCGCCGUGGGUGGCGAUAUAGGCCGUGUCGCCUUCUGUGAUGUGCCUCACUACGACAUCUCCCACGUCCAUCCUCGCAACCUGGAGUUUCCCGUGACUCCAGUAGCGGUGACGUAUCCAGAUUCAUCGGAUCAGAUUGCUUCUAUUGUCAAAUGUGCGGCAGCACAUGGCCGGAAAGUUCAGCCUCGCUCUGGUGGGCACAGUCUGGGCAAUUACGGCCUGGGAGGGAGGGAUGGGGCCAUUGUGGUGGACAUGCAGCAUUUCCAACAAUUCACCCUGGACCAGUAUACCAACCAAGCGACCGUUGGUCCGGCUAUUUCGGUGCAAGACCUGGCUCACAAGCUGUGGGCGGCAGGAGCGCGAGCCAUGACUCACGGGACCUGUCGCACAGUUGGAGCUGGAGGGCAUCUGACAAUUGGUGGAAUUGGCCCUACGGCCCGACAGUGGGGAUUGGCUUUGGAUCACAUCGAUGAAAUCGAGGCAGUUCUGGGAAAUGGGCAAAUCAUCCGGGCAUCAUCUCACCAACAUUCUGACCUCUUCUUUGCCAUCCGGGGAGCCGCGCCGAAUAUUGCUAUUGUCACCGAGUUCAUCGUGCGGACCCAGCCCGCGCCGCGCACAGCGAUCCAGUUCCGUUACAUGAUGGAGACGAAUCAAGGGUCUAUUGAGGGACAGGCCAUAGCAUUUGGACGCUGGCAGGCAUUCAUCGCAGACCCCAGGCUGUCGCAGAACCUGGAUAUUACCCUCACCAUCAAGGGACCGGGUCUACUGGAGCUGUCCGGGGUAUUCUUUGGCACCCGAGAGGAAUAUGAGACCCUUGGCCUAGAGCAGAAACUUCCCCUUCACAGUAGUCACACACAGUCUCUUUCAGGGUGGGGAACCAUUCUUAAUUCAAUCCUACACGACGUCAAUUCGCGAUUCUCGUACGACAAAACGCUGGGAGUCACCUCGAAGCAUCUCAUCCCCAACUGGGCUAUGAUAAGAUUAGCGAAGUAUUUAUCCACGGCUCGUCCGGGAAUCACCGACUGGUCCUUAUCGUGUCGGCUGGUUGGUGGUGCAGUCAAUGAACCCUGGAUGAAUGCAACAGCUUUCCCACACCGUGACGUUCUCUACUGGAUCACCUUCCAUGCACGCAGUCCAAGUCAACCGUUGCCACCGGCCGCCUUUGAAUUCCUCGACCGAGCAUAUGAUAUAGUUAACAAUUCACUGCCGGGACGUCCACCCAUGUAUCUGGGGGAUCUCGAUCCACGGGCUCCUGACUCCCGGAUCAUGUAUUGGCGGUCAAAUCUCCCGCGGCUUGAAGAGGUCAAGGCCAGGGCGGAUCCUGCAGGAAUCCUGGAUAAUCCGCAAGGGGUGUGAAGAGUAAGGGAUAAAUAUUUGACUUGAACCGUCGACAGUCAGCACGGCAUGUGGUCAUAUAGGAUUCCCAGUUGUGGAAUCGGAUAUAUCAGAUGUUGCUCC
Messenger RNA from Aspergillus campestris IBT 28561, 1503 nucleotides. Its product is annotated as FAD-binding oxidoreductase. The transcript has a single exon. Gene Ontology annotation, molecular function: FAD binding; oxidoreductase activity. Lineage: Eukaryota; Fungi; Ascomycota; Eurotiomycetes; Eurotiales; Aspergillaceae. The record is from RefSeq and is a predicted model, not a curated record. Bases 1 to 1401 code for a protein of 466 amino acids.